AUGGACUUGGAUACCCAGAAAUAUCGGUUGCCCGACCACAUAAACGGCAAUGGUACCAAGGUCACUUUGGAUACUCGACGCGAACACCUCGAGCGAAUUACGCGUCCGCCAUCUCCCAAGGAGUAUCCGCCUCUACCCUCCUCGCCUCCUGCUGCUCCUCCUUCUCACUCGCCUUCACAUUCCCUUUCCUAUUCUCCCUCAUAUUCCCCCUCUUAUUUUCAACAGGGUCACAAUCGACCUGGAUCAAUAUAUACACUUUCCCGGGUGUCGUUUACCAACCAGCUUGCUCAACUGACUCUGCUUGGCAUUCCCGAUGCCGAGGCACUUUCCAGCAAGGUGUCGGCUAUACCAACAGCCCCAGUGGCUUCCAAGGCGUUGAUCAAUGCUGCUGAGCAGAUCCGGAGCUGGAUAUCAAAGGCCCUUGAGGUUGUAAGCGGGCUGGACAGUGAGGAUGAUGUCGAGUGGGCCGCUGCUGGUGGCCGUGAAGGUCUGGAAGAGGUUGAGAACGCCAUUAAUCGAUUCGAGCAUCUCAUCAACGCCUAUGUCAAUGCCAUUGAUGAGCUACAAAACCGACAUGACAUCGCGACUGUCUCGACAGAUGACCUCAGAAGGGCCGUUACUCAGAUGGAGGCCAUAGCUGAGGAAUGGGGCCGAAUCAAGCAAACCCUGCAAAGUGUGCGGAACCAGGUCGAACUUGCCAUGGAGUGGGAGGAGCUGUGGAACAGCGUUCUGGGCGACAUACAGAGCGAGAUGGAAGAACUUACGCGGCUUGUCUUCGAGAUGGAAGAGCGUCGUCACAAGAGCCUUGCCGUCGUUGCGAGCGGCGAUAACGUCGAUAUUGGAGAUCUCGAGACCAUUGUUGAAGACAACCCCAUUUCGGCCGCGCGGUUGGCGCCCUCGAACCGCUUUAGCCUCGCCCUGCCGCUAAGCCCUAACUCGCCAGGAACCUCGACGCUGUCUCAGGAUGACUCCAGUUUGCUUGCUCUCUUCGCCAGGAUGCAGCCCUUGAGGGCUUCCCUAGACUUUUUGCCCAUGCGACUAUCUGUCUUUGAGACGCGGGCGAAACAUGCAUUCCCAACCGCAUGUGAAGAGCUGGAAAUGCGCCACAAUGGCCUAGAUGGAAGCUACAAGAAGCUAGAGAAGGAUGCCGAGUCAUUGCGUAAGGAGCUUGGAGAGGAUAGAUGGGUCAUUGUCUUCCGAGGCGCUGGACGGCAGGCUCAAAAGAUGCACGAAUCCGUCGAGCGGUCUCUGAUGAAGCUGAGGGAGGCGAUCGAUUCUGGUAUGCAUUUGACGAACCAGCCUUCCAUUGCUAAGAAGAUUGAGAGCUAUGAGGCAAAGAAAACACACUAUGGUCCCGCCAUCGAACGUGUCCUGGCCAUCAUUGACAAGGGCGUCAAGGAUCGCUUGACCGUCAAUGGCGAGAUCUUGCGUCUCCACAAUGAAAUGCAAACGCGAUGGUCGACUCUGAAGCUCGACGUUGCAGAGAUGGAUUCUGUCCUUGAGGACAUAUACGCGGAAAGAAAGAGCCAGCAGCUGCGAGAUUCCAUCUCCAGCAUGCUCUCCAACGACAGGUCGACCAACGGCAGCGGCAUGGAGACUCCGGGAAGCUCUCCGCCUUCCUCGGUGAUUAUGAACUCACUCGGUCUUGAUCCGCAGACGCCUGCGCGGAAAUAUACCGGUAACCAACUUCGAUCGCCCAAUGCGAGCGGCUCCAGCCUCCGGUCGACCUCAACCAGCCGAAGGGACUCGUCGCUACCGGCCCCUGUCUCAAAAAGCGCCAAGAAGCCUGGGUCCAGGUACUCUACAAUGGGCUCCUCCUCUUCUUAUUACCCGCCUUCUGCCUCCUCCUCAAGCCUUCGACCUUCGACCACUAUGGCGCACCGACCCCGAUGGAACGCCUCUUCCAACAACCUAGAUGGCGAAGCUCGCAGCCCAUACAGAACGCCUGCACCCCAAAGGUCGACGUCGGCCAUCACGCCUAUAUCGACAUCCAAGCUUCCCACCCCUCGGAGUUCUCUCACACGCGCUGGCUCAGAUUCACCCAUGUCAGAAUCAUUCCCCAGAUCGUAUUCUAGGGCGGGCUCUCGGCUGUCGUUCCGUGAACGCCUCACCUCUCCUGGACCUUAUUCUCAAAGCAGCCUAGCAAAACAACAGCCUCCUCGUCGCUCUAACGCGGGGCCAUCUUCUUCGACCUUGAACCUGGAUAGUCUAAACAAUCGUCCCAGCAGCUCUAUGGCUUCGACUCGCCGAAGCAGUUUGCUGCCAAUGCCGAGGGGUAGGCCAGACUCAGUCCGGGGAUCGAGCCCUCUUCCCAUCUUCAGCCGGUUCAGCUCUCGCAAAUACAGCGACAACUCACCCGAGCCAAAGGAUCUCAAGCCCAGGUGGCGAUUUUGA
Trichoderma harzianum CBS 226.95 is the source of this 2394-nucleotide messenger RNA. RefSeq lists its product as hypothetical. The transcript has 2 exons. Lineage: Eukaryota; Fungi; Ascomycota; Sordariomycetes; Hypocreales; Hypocreaceae. The record is from RefSeq and is a predicted model, not a curated record. The coding region runs from base 1 to 2394 and encodes 797 amino acids. Gene Ontology annotation, biological process: mitotic spindle orientation checkpoint signaling; nuclear migration along microtubule; establishment of spindle localization. Gene Ontology annotation, cellular component: cell cortex; spindle pole body; mating projection tip.